GCGGGUCCUCAGUCUGCUACCUGCUUUCUCGAGCACGGACUGUCUGCAAUGGCGGAUUACGACAACUACGAUGACCGGGAUCGGGCUUACGGCAGCUUUGGAGGGGGGCGAGGAUCCCGAGGAGGGGGCGGAGGUUCAGGAGGACCUCGCAGACAGAAGGAUUUGCCCACAGAGCCCCCCUACACGGCAUACGUAGGAAACCUGCCCUUCAACACUGUGCAGGGAGACAUAGACGUCAUCUUCAAGGAUCUCAGUAUGAGGAGCGUCAGGCUAGUCCGAGACAAAGAAACAGACAAGUUUAAAGGUUUUUGUUAUGUAGAAUUUGACGACUUGGAAUCCCUAAAAGAAGCCUUGGCAUACGAUGGCGCCCUCUUGGGUGAGCGUUCUCUCAGAGUGGAUAUAGCAGAAGGCCGUAAACAAGAGAAGGGUGCUGGUGGCUUUGGUUUCAGAAAACCUGGCAUGGAAGACAGAGGCCGUGGAGGCUCACGUGGACCCAGGGGAGGGGGGAGGGAUUCCAGAGACGAGUACAACUCUGGAGGUUUUAGAGACGAUGACUUCCGAGGUGGCGGUCGCCCCGGCGACAGGCGAGAUGGAGCAAGUGCUGGUGGGGGGAUGAGCCGGUUCAGAGAAGGACCCCCCCGUGGAGUGUCCACAGACUUCAGAGAGCCAUCAGAAGAGGAGAGAGCGCAGAGACCACGCCUCCAGCUGAAACCUCGCACGGUCGCCGCUCCUCUUAACCAAGUCGCCAACCCCAACUCUGCCAUAUUCGGCGGGGCCAAGCCCCGGGAGGAGGUAAUUCCCAAAGAGAAAGACUAAAACAAGCUGCAGGAAACUGGGGAGGGCACAGAACUGUAGAGGUGAUCAUGCCAAUGGAGAAGUCAACACUGCACUUACCAUUCCUACUAGUAGACAAGCGCUUACCCUCCUCCUUCUGCAACUUUCAGAAAGAAUAUAUAUUCAAAUAAAACACACAUGAACACACUCACAAGCAGCUCAUGAAUGCAUGUCAGCUGAUACGUGUUUUUUGCUACACCUCUGCUUCCCUGUAUUUAGUGCCUGCUUUGUACUGUAGUUACUUUGGGGGCCGGACAGUUCACGUGUUUUUUUUUUAAUUAUUAUAAUUUUUAAACAAAGAUAAGCUACUAGCUGCUUUGGAGAGAAAAAUCAGUGUUCUAUUUGAACUGGCGUGUUGCUGUUUACAUUUUUUAACUUGGCUCAGCUAAACUGAUCCUUUUUUUUGUUUCAAAUUGAAGUUUUAGCAAUUUUACAAAAUAAGAAUAGAAAUGGUAACAUUUUCCUUUGUGCUGGCACGGUAUGUGAUUGGGUCUCUGGGUUUGUAGAUUUACAACAAUUGGAUGCAUCUAAUUUUUCUUGUUUUUGUUUUGUUUUUUUAAUAAAGAUUUAAUAAAUCCGUGCAGCUGCAUUAUUCUGGAAGGCUGUACUGUGGAUCGACUGGCCAUGUUCAC
Molecule: messenger RNA, 1466 nt
Organism: Polyodon spathula (Mississippi paddlefish)
Lineage: Eukaryota; Metazoa; Chordata; Actinopteri; Acipenseriformes; Polyodontidae
Gene: eif4h
Product: eukaryotic translation initiation factor 4h
Exons: 7
Coding region: 49-816 (255 amino acids)
Molecular function (GO): RNA binding
Source: RefSeq, a predicted model, not a curated record